Parathielavia appendiculata is the source of this 1170-nucleotide messenger RNA. RefSeq lists its product as uncharacterized. The record is from RefSeq and is a predicted model, not a curated record. The transcript has 4 exons. Lineage: Eukaryota; Fungi; Ascomycota; Sordariomycetes; Sordariales; Chaetomiaceae. Bases 1 to 1170 code for a protein of 389 amino acids.
AUGUCGCUCGAUCUCGACCAAGUGCUGUAUGCGCGCGCGGGAUGGCGCAAGGCGGUGCUGAUCCCGCUCUGGGUGUUCCAAGUCGCCGUGCUGCUGUGUCUGAUGGGCAUCUUUGCCUACCGCUUGGCCGAGACGUUUGAGCACUAUGAGGAACUCGACAAGCUGGGCGAGGUGCCCAUUGUCGAGGUUGUCUGGGAGGGCACCAACGUGCUCUUCAACCUCGUCGCGCUGAUCCUCACCAUCCUCGAGGUCGCCCGCAAGGCCACCGAGCGGCUGACCCCGUUCUUCAUGGUCUGCAGCCAGGUCGUGAAGCUGACCCUCGCCCUGGCUGUGCUGGCUCUCGACAUCGUCGCCUACCUCCGGCGCAUGGACGGCCACUACUCGACCAUCGGCCUGUCUCUUGACUGCGGGUUACUCGCGGCAACCCUGGCCACAUUCGCCUACGCCCUCGUCACCUACCGCCGCCUUCUCAAAUACGAGGACUACCACCUGACCGCCAACGCAAAAGCCCAGGGCGGCUAUGUCCCAGGCGGCGGCGAGUCCGUCGAGCUGGGCUACAACAAUAGAGCCAGCUACUACGCCCACAACUACCCGAGGAGCGAGGAAACCCAGCAGGGCAUCAUCUACUCCGACACCUCCUACCGUUCUCAAACACAAACCCGACCCUACUCGGAAUCGUACAAGUAUCCGCAAGUUCAAGUCCAACCCUACCCCGAAUUUACUACCGGUACCUCCGCCCCCGAAAGCCACCAUCACCAGCACCCGGCCCUAGCACCGUCCUCGUCAACAGCGGAGCUGAAGAAGCAGGUCGACCAGGCGAUAAGCUAUGAAUUCGGCUGGAGCAGCAGUCCCGGUUCCAGUCCCAAUGGUACUGCUACCGGCAACAAUGGCACGACAACGACGGCGGCAGCAGACCACGUGAACCGGUCCGGCAGCGUGGUGCUGGGCAGUGGGACGGUGCCGGUGCGGCAUGGCAUGGUGGCGAGGCCUGCGUUGGGGGUUGCGAGGCAGCAGAGUUGGGUUACGGAAAGGGGUGUGAUUGCGGAGCCGGACGAGGAGGAGGAGGGGGGGCCGGUAUUGGGGAGGGGAGCUUUUGGGCAUGGGCAUGGGCAGGGAGGCGGGAGGAUAGAGGAGGAUACGGAGAUGCUAUUGUCGCCGACGAGUAAGUGA